AUGUCAGCCCAACAGGAACAGGAACGGCAACGGCAACAGGACCAUGUCAGUGACUCCUCCUCGUCCUCCUCUAUAUCAGAUCCUCUCGACACCAGGGACGAUGACGGGUGGGAGGACUUGGAGCCAGAUGAGGAGUCUAUCUCGGUCUUGUCGCUGUUUGACAAGCAAAUCUUCCCCGAUGCUAAGAGCAUGCUGUCUUAUUGCCGAGAGCACCAUGGCUUCGAUAUCUGGAAACUAAGGCAAGACUUUGAUCUUGAUUUCCUCGGACUCAUCAAACUCGUCAACUACAUCCGAUCGGAAGUCCAGGCUGGCAACCCCCAGCCCGACGUCUCGUCCAGUUCAAAGUUUGAUGACGACAAAUAUCUCAAGCCGGCUCUGGACAACGAUGCGCUGCUGUACAGUCUGGACGAUGUGUUUGAGGAGGCUGGCAGCGUCGGACCGUCCAGCGAAGUCGACCAGCUUCGAGAACAGCUGGCCAAUUUGCAGUCGCACUUCACCGCGUACAGGGAAGAAGUGCAAAAGGCGAUGCUGGAACGACUCGACUCGUCAGAUGUGACCACAGAACCGAACAGCGUGCGACCGAGCCAACCGAAACUCUCGAGCAAUCUGGUGGGAGGGUCUUUGGACAACGACUAUUUCAAGUCGUAUUCGUACAACGGGAUUCACGAAGCCAUGAUCAAAGACCGGAUCCGAACUGACGCAUACCGCGACUUCAUCUACGACCACAAAGACCUGUUCAAAGACAAGGUGGUGCUCGAUGUCGGCUGCGGAACCGGGAUCUUGUCCAUGUUCUGCGCCAAGGCCGGGGCCAAAUUGGUCAUUGCGGUGGACAAUUCGGACAUCAUCGACAAAGCACGCGAGCAUGUGUUCCAGAACGGGCUGCAAUCGACGGUCAAGUGUCUGCGAGGAAAGAUCGAAGAAGUCACCCUACCCGUGCCCCAAGUGGACCUGAUCGUGAGCGAGUGGAUGGGAUACGGCCUGCUGUACGAAUCCAUGCUUGACUCGGUCAUCUACGCGCGGGACAAGUACCUGGCCCCUGACGGGCUGAUGGUUCCGUCUCAUGCGACGCUGCGGAUCGUGCCACUCGCCGACUCGGACCUCAAAGCGUCGCACAUCGAUUUCUGGCGCGACGUCUACGGCUUCGACAUGACGGCCAUGCUGGAGCGGGCGCAUGAAGAAGUGGUGGUUCGCGUGGCAGACGAGAAGGAGCUUGCUGCCGAGAGCUGCGUGUUCCUGGAACUCGACCUACAUACGACCAAGGUGGAGGACUUGACAUUCACCCAGCCGUUUACGACGACGUGGAAGGAAGGGUUUCGAGUGCUCGAGGGAUUCGUGGUGUGGUUCGACAUCAUCUUCGGCCAGUCUCGAACCGAGGCGGAGGCGGGCUUCAAACCAGGCAUGACGGCCGCCGAAGCCAAACAGAAGGGUCUCGUGGCCUUCUCGACAGGGCCGUAUUCCGAAGCCACGCACUGGCAGCAGGUGAUCAUGCUGAUCAAGGAUCCAAAGGAUGAGUUCCGCGCGGGUGAAGACCUGUCGGGCGAGGUCAAGUACGUGAGGAAGCAAGGGCAAGAACGGUCGUUGGAGAUUGAGGUGUCGUGGGCCAAUGCACAAGGAAGUGGAAAGCAAGAGGUCAAGAGGCAGAUGUGGGUACUUGAUUGA
Capronia epimyces CBS 606.96 is the source of this 1659-nucleotide messenger RNA. Its product is annotated as protein arginine N-methyltransferase 3. The record is from RefSeq and is a predicted model, not a curated record. The transcript has 2 exons. Lineage: Eukaryota; Fungi; Ascomycota; Eurotiomycetes; Chaetothyriales; Herpotrichiellaceae. Gene Ontology annotation, biological process: peptidyl-arginine methylation. The coding region runs from base 1 to 1659 and encodes 552 amino acids. Gene Ontology annotation, molecular function: protein-arginine N-methyltransferase activity. Gene Ontology annotation, cellular component: nucleus.